Molecule: messenger RNA, 2222 nt
Organism: Osmerus eperlanus (European smelt)
Lineage: Eukaryota; Metazoa; Chordata; Actinopteri; Osmeriformes; Osmeridae
Gene: agt
Product: angiotensinogen
Exons: 5
Coding region: 254-1642 (462 amino acids)
Biological process (GO): negative regulation of endopeptidase activity; regulation of systemic arterial blood pressure by renin-angiotensin; regulation of apoptotic process
Molecular function (GO): serine-type endopeptidase inhibitor activity
Source: RefSeq, a predicted model, not a curated record
GUCUAUCAGUGCACAUGUACACACUCACUCACACAGACACACACAGUGAAAGCCCUUGCAGAACAAAUCAUCCACGAGGACCCCCUGACUCAGUGCUCUGGUUAAUGAUUAACCAAAGCAAUGCUGCUCACCAGUGGAAGAUUUUGUUAAAGCGCACAGCCAACCAUUGUGGACCUCAGAAACCCCACAGCAUCAGUGGACAGCACAGCAGACACAACGAAACUCUUUGACUCCAGACUUGAGGAAGGUCAAAAUGGAUAGAACCCUCUCCCCUCUUGUCCUCCUCCUAAUGCUGUCCUGCUCCGGGUUAAGCCUUGCCAACCGCGUGUACGUCCAUCCCUUUAACCUGUUCGCCUCGGACAAUGUCAGCUGUGAGACCAUCCAGACUCAGGAGACCAAGCCCUUGGAAACGGUCAGCGUCGCUCCGCUAAACAUCGACAACCUGGAACCGGACAGCAGGAACUGCUCCUGCUCUGACAACCAGGAGCACAACAUCACCCAGCGGACCGCCGUCCUGGCCGAGCUCCUCAACUCGCUGGGUCUGAGGAUGUACCAGGCCUUGAGCUCCAAGCAGAAGGACUCCAACACCCUCAUCUCUCCCAUCAAUUCCUUUGGCUCCCUGGUGACUUUCUACCUAGGAGCUUCGAAGAGGACUGCCAUCCCCUAUCAGCAGCUGCUGGGGCUCAACAAGGACACGGACAAGGAGGACUGCGUCUCCCUGGUGGAUGGACACAAGGUCCUGAAGACACUGCAGCGCAUCAACUCCCUGGUGGACGGGCCCAAGGACGAGAUCGACACCAGGGUCUGGUCCUUUGCCCGCCAAGACGUCCGUUUGGCAGAGGACUUUGUUCGAGGCACUCAGGACUUCUCUGACGUGUCAUUUAUCAGAGCAGUGGACUUCUCUAACGCACAAGAGGCAGAAGUGCAGGUGAACAGCUUUGUGGAGAAGACAUCAGGGGGUAAAGUGAAGGAUCUGUUCAAGGACCUGAGUCCAGAUACCAACCUGCUGUUCAUCAGCUCUGUACAGUUCAAAGGGAACUGGAAGACAGCCUUCCAGCCAGAAAAGACCUCCAUGCAGGAGUUCAAGGUGGACGAGAAGACAACUGUCUCAGUGCCCCUGAUGACCCACACCGGCCACUACCGGUACCUGAACGACAAGGGGCGGCGCUGUACUGUUGUGAAGCUGGCGCUGAGUAAGCGGGCCUACAUGCUGCUGGUUCUGCCCCACGAGGGGGCCAGCCUCAGUGACAUCGAGGCCCAGCUACGCUCAGAUGUCAUCUCAGGCUGGUACCAGCAUCUCAAAGAAGGACUCCUGGAACUGUCUCUGCCCAAGUUCUCCAUGGCGGCCUUGACUGACCUGCGCGUCCUGCUGACUGAUAUGGCGGUGGAGAUUGAGAAACGCCUGCUGGGCUCCGAGGCUGAGUUCGAGCGACUCAGCGAUAAGAAGCCCUUCAGCAUAGAUAAGGUGUACAACAAGGUAGUGUUUGAGAUGUCAGAGGAGGGUGCAGAGUCUCAGGACAGGAACCAGGAAGGAGGAGUUCCCCAGCCCCUGACCGUCAACAGGCCGUUCUUCUUCUCCAUUGUUGAGGGCAACUCCAACGCCAUACUUAUGCUUGGCAAGGUCACCAACCCAACACUCUAGAACAACUUAGCAACAUCAUCAUGACAACCAGCCUGGAAAAACUCCUAGAUUAUCUAAAAAUGCCCAAACUAUUAAAAGACUGUCAGUGUUAACUCUCAACAACUGCUCUGAGAUAUAAUAAUAGUUUAUACAUAAAACGUUAUGAUAGUUUGCUGCAGCAUUAAAGAUCAUGUAGAAUGAUCCAGAGUUCAGAUUAGGUGUUGUUAAAUCUAGUAAGUAUUCAAGACUAGAAGAUUGAUGGGGGAAGUAUUAUCACCAAGAUGUUGAAAGACACGGAGGACCAGAAAACAGGUUUGAGUGUAGAGACAGACAUGAUGCAUCCAAACAUAUUCCCUGAGCACAGUGGGAAGUCAUGUGCUGCCAAAUCAUUAUAGAUUUGUUUUCUUUAAAUUCUCACGAAACGCCAUAUUUUGUUUCUGUGGUUUGUAGUCAUACAAUUGUGUACUGUAUGCUGUACUGAAAGUUGUGGUUCUUUGAGAUGUGUUACUUAAUAGUCUAAAUGAGUAGAUUUCUAUCAUGUUGAGAGUUUAUUUUUGUCUUGUGGUUUGUUAUUACUCAAAUAAACCAACUUGUUUCUCAA